AUUGGGUUUAUACGCAGAACAUUGAACGCAGCAUCAGUUCCUGGUCAAAGGAUAUACCGUCAGUGAGAUCCAGAUGCUUUUAAAUCUGAAUUCCUGAGUGGGAAUGCGCUCAGCCAUUUGCUAGGACCCUGUUUCCCGACCCACGGUGCUGUAAGAGCUCCCCAGAGAUGACAGAGGAACACCUGGACGCGGCUCGACGACUCAGAAAUUCAGCGGGCUCUUCGAGCGAGUAAGCGACAUGGACAACUCUGUCACCCUGUGGCAGUUCCUACUCCAGCUCCUGUUGGACUCCAGCAACGAGCAGCUCAUCUGCUGGACCAAUGAGGAAGGAGAGUUCAAGCUGCUGCAGGCCGAGGAGGUGGCCCGGCUUUGGGGAGCCCGCAAGAACAAGCCCAACAUGAACUACGACAAGCUCAGCAGGGCGCUGAGGUACUACUAUGACAAGAACAUCAUAAAGAAGGUGAACGGCCAGAAGUUCGUCUACCGCUUUGUGUCCUACCCCGACAUCCUGAAGGGAGACGCCGCUGCCCGGAUGGAUGGGGGGGACGAUGGAGCAGGCGGAGUCCUCCCUGCUGUUGCUAAGAGGUUGGACGGUGCUAUGCUGGAGGCGGAGUCUGACGACCGCUCCAAGGCGGGGUCGGGUCUGGCCGCUCUGGGCUCCAGCACCAAGCAGUCCAACAGAAACGACUACAUCCACUCCGGCCUCUACACUUCGUUUCAUCUCAACUCCCUGCACAACGGCCGGCAGCUCUUCAAGUCCAUCAAGGUGGAGAACCCUGCAGAGAAGCUGGCUGAGCGGAGGGCCGCCUCCCAACAGAGCCAGGAGACCCCCCCUCUGCUGCAGGCGCCUCCAGCAGCCGCUCCGCCAUCGGUCAUCAAGUUCGGAAACAGCCCGCCAAAGCUGCUCGCCAUGCCGCCUCCUCCAGUCGCCAUAGAGACCACCUUGAGCGGCUUGGACUCCCUGCAGGCUCCACCUCACAGGGCCGGACUCGUCAGCACACACUCCUCGCUGCAUCCCCAGUCCGUCUACUCGCUGGAGCACAGCCGGCAGUCAGAACCUGGCCUGGGCCUACCGGACCUGGACGCGGCACGGGAGGCCGCUCAGGAGGGAAACAUGACCAACAGUGACGGCGAGUCAGGGGGCUCUGGGUCCACAGAACCGGCUGCUCUGGAGACACCAGAGACCCAGCCACACGACAAGCAGGUGGAUGGCGGCAUCAGCGUGUUUAUAGACGAGCCCGGCCUGGUGGACACUGAGACCAGUUCGUCCUCGGUGAACAGCAACACCGCGGGAAGCGCUCAGGCUCUGGGAAAAACUCGUAAACCGCCAAAGGUCCUGCAGCUCAGUCCGCCCGCUCUGCUCGUCACCACGUCCGAGUUCUCCCCCAUGAACCUGUGCAGCCCCUCGCUGCCCACUGCCUCACUCACACCAGCAAUGCUCCAGACUCCAACCCUCCUGCUGACUCCCAGUCCUCUGCUGUCCAACAUCCACUUCUGGAGUACGCUCAGUCCUGUCGCUCCCCUCAGCCCAGCCACCAGACGUCAGGGAGCCCACCUGUUCCAGUUCCCAUCGGUCCUGAACUCCCAGUUCCAGAUCCCAGUCCAGAGCCUGGAUGGGACCAACACACCCGGACCCAUUUCCCCAGACCCCCAGAAAACGUAGACGCAGCCCACGCCUGUGUGUGGCGGACGGAUGAGGCUGCAGCGUUCGCUUGGUCUUGUGGUAUUCACGCCCUCAGGACCUUUUUCUGUUCGCCAUCCUGAUGCAUUUUGUCUGGCUUAUUUUGGGAUCACAGCAGAUGAAAAGGAGAGAGGGAUUUCCAUGGUAACCAAACUGGACACAAUCUGCUUCACACCUAAUGGGAUUCCAGCUAUGGCUUUGCUGCCAGACUGGUUCUUCUGACCUGAGUAGACUCGGGUCGUUUGUUGCUCCAACCUGAUCAUACACCUGCCUCAGCUGCUCACUACCCGACCCACGCCACCUCCACCCUUCUGUCUUAUUCUGACUUGUGGCCAUAAUCCAAACUGGACCUUAAGUUAUGCUUUGCAGAUGUUUUAACACUCCUUUCACACUUUUUUCUAGGAUCGAAUCCCAACAUUCAGUGUGUUUUAUUUGGAUUGGAUCUCAGAGAGUGAAAGGAGUGUUUGUUUUAAUGAAACUUAUGUGGACACCCUGACAGUCAUGUUGACCUGUUUUGCCUUCUGUAGGGAAGAAAGAGAAGCCAUACAGCAUUUUUAGCCACAGGGGGCAACCAACCAGCAGUUGUUCUCUCUCUGUCAUGGAUCACUAGUGUCAUUGGCUUGUUGGGGAGGGAAACCAGAGAACGGAAACAGAGGGAAGCGGCUCGUUUGUUAGUGAGUGAGCUUUUCUUUUUAUCAUCACCAGCUGAUCUUUAAAACAUUGUUUAGAAAUGAGAAAGCAAGAAAAAAAAAGAUCCCUAUGAUUUUGUGAAAAAAUUAAUACCAUAAAAAACUCCUUUUGAUGCUCGCUAUUUGUGGAAAUCCUGAGCAGUUGUUUGUUGCAUCUUUAUAGAUCCAGUUAAGAACCUUAGAAGCAUUUUGUUUAAAUUCAAAUUAAAAACAUAUUUUGUUAAAUCUCCAGUAGCAGUCAGACUUGCAACAAAUCUAGAAAAUCCUCUGAAUAAAGACAGUUGUUGCAUGGCAUCUUAUGACUGUAAUGACAUGCUAGCAGCUAAAUAUCCAGGGACAAAGACAAUAUUCCACAGUAACAUGUCCUGGAUGACAUCAUCAGUAGUUACCAAACACUGCUAAUCCACCUCAUUUGCUUUGGCCACUCCCCUUUAACUCUCUGCCUGUCCGUAUGGUUACCAGGCUGAGCAGAGAGAUGUUGGAGGAUGGUUUGAACUUCCUGUUCCUCUCUCUGCCCUGCAUCAUGAAGCUUCCUCUUCAACGCCGCUUGGAAUUAUUGUAGCUUUUACGAUGCUAAUCAGUUGCUCCUAGUCGGGAAAAACAGUGCAUUGUUGCCACGGCUACGCAUCCUAGCUGUCCACAAGUAAAAAAAGCAAGAGUAAUUGAACAAUAAUGCAACACCUCAACCAAAAGGAUUAACAAAAGUGUAGAAGAAGAAAUGAGAGCUAGCGUAGCUCCUGCUGCCACCACCAGUGGCACUGAUCUAGAAUUAGUUUGAUUGCAGUUCAGCACUGGACAUCCCUGCAUACAUGUAGUAUUUAGUACUUGGUUAUUGCUUCAGUAUCUGUUUAGUGACAUGCAUAUUUGUACAACUCCACAUUCAUUCAAUCUGUCCUGUGAACGUCUACCUUCUUGUCAGCAGAUGCUGCCGUCUUCCCUCUGUUUCCACUUUAAAAAGCUCCAAACAAAACGGCUGGAAUUGAAGCCGAGACUGUUGAUGGCUUUUUUUAAUUGUUUUUUUUGUAUGUUAUCUUUUAACCACAAAUAGCAAUACCUUUGCUUGCCCAACAGUCAGCCAAAACAUUAUGACCUCUUUCUCCUGCUGAGCUGGAAAUGCACCGAGCAGUCAGCCGGAAUCAGGUCUGCUCAAGACACUAGAGGCAUUCUUCAGUGUGGAAGUUCUUACUGUGGGAAGCAAGAAAGCGUUAAAAGCGACUUAGAUGUAAAUGUAUCGUCGGCCGUUUAUUCAGGCUGAUAUUUUCAACAGAUGAUAGGAAAGCUAAACAUAUUACUGAAAAGUUGUUCUCUUAUAUUUUUUCCUAAGGUUUUAUUCUCCAAAUUUAAACAGCCACCACUCACAGAAAACAUUUUAUUUGCUGUUUCUCUUCUUUUUUUAAUCGGAAUUGACUAAAAUGACACAGAAAUGUCCAACAGCGGAGCAUCAUUUGUGUGGAGGCCAGUUUGUAGCUUAAAGUUGCUUCUCAACUUUAAUGCUUAAAAUCCAAGGUGUCAAACUCGAGGCUCGUGGGCCAAAUCUGGCCCACUCUAACUAUUUAUAUGGCCCCUCUUAUCUCAAGAUGGCCACAUAAAUCAGAUUAUUUUUUUAUCUACAUUGUCAAAUUACAUCAAAGAUUAAAAGUUGAUUUAAUUUUAAGAAGUAAAGCGAUAAUAUUCUAAUAGUUCCUUAAUAGGUAAUUUUAUCAAUAAAUUUAAUCAAAGAUGCAACUAUUAUUUGAGUUAUUGAUUAUUCUGACGGUUAAACUUUUAUACAAUAUUAGGAAUAUAUAUAUAAGGAGCUUAUAAGAGCAUUUCUUUAGAGAAUGCAGAUCAUUUGUAGCAAAAGAUGAAUCUGUAACUAAAAAUACUUUUAAUAUCAACAUGUAAAAAAACUCGGGCGAUUCUGCUUGACUUGACAACACACUGAAAAAGUGAAACAUUUGAUCAAAGUUAAAAAGAUGGACUUAAUCAAAUUAAGUUUAUCCAAUUACAUGCAUUAAGUUAAGUCAUGUUAUACACGCAUGAAUAAAUUAAGUUUGACAAACUUAAUUCGAUUUCAUGUAACAAUUCUCGUUUUUUCAGUGUAGUUAAUAAAUGGGUAGCAAGGGUGCUAUUUUUAACAGAGUCUGAACCAGGUGAAAUUAAAACUGCCACUUUAGGAUUUCUGGGUAAAACAUAAUUACUGUUUUUUUUUUUUAUCUUAAAUGCGAAUUGUAUAUAUUUUUUUGUACAGUUUUGGCUUAAUUGCUGCUCUGACUCCUUUUCUUGGGUCCGUAUACUGGAGCUAAUGAUUAAUCGAUCACUAAAUCAGCUUACAGUUAUUUCAAUAACCACUUCAUCCAAUUAAUCGCUAUUCAAGAUCUCGAUGCAACCAGAAAUGAAAGAGAGCGACAGCGCUGCAUCACUCUCUCCUUCUGAUUGGGUACUGAUGUUUCGGUUCUUUAACCCAGAUCGCUGCCUGAACAUUUCCCCGCUGCCUACCUAUCAGCCAUCUGAAGCCCACUCCACGCGUUUUACCCGACUUUAAAGCCAUAAGUCUGACACAGACUCCAGAGGUACGCCCCGCCUCUAACAUUGAAAGCGUGCGUGGCGCUUGUUUACACCGUGCUUGGAUUAAAAAAAAAACCCACAGAGGUGUGUUCUGUUUUUAACUAAAGUGUCCAACUCUAACCCAGGGACGGGUUAGAUGGGUUGGUGCAGGACACGCGCUCACUCAGAUGGAAACGGUGCCUUACCGCAGCCAAGCUCAAGGUCAGCCUCACUAAGCUCUCUCACACACAGAGCUCUUUUUAUUUUAUUUUAAAUUUCAGACGCCGUAUCUUAGAUGUCAACCAAACCAGAGAAUUGGAGGAAAACUCUGCAGCGGUGUAAUUCUGGAUGCAUUACUGUACAUACAGACAGCGACAUGAGCUGACGCGCUCUGCAUGUAAAAUACCAGCUUCACGUCGGCGGCCAUGUUCCUUCUUAACCUGCCUCUAAAUGUUUGCUCAGAAAGUGUAUAGAUAAAUAUAUAUAUAUAGGAGAAAAAACCCUGUCUUUAACUCAUUGUAACCUCCAUUUAUUUUCCUGUAAUGCAAUAGAAUUCUCAGAAUAAUUUCUAUUUUUGUAAAUCAGUGUCUGCUUUUUAAUAUUCCUCUUUGUGCAUGUUUUUUGUAUCCUUGUUUUAUUUUGUGUAAUUUGGGGGGAAUUAAUGUUGGGUUUUUUUUUCUUUCUAUUUUUAGGAAUCAAAGCCUUAUUGGGAUAAAAUCAAAGUCUGUUUUGUAUGUUGACUGUUUUUUGAUAUCGUGUUGAUAUUGUACAUGCAGAUGUUGUGAUCAGACGUUUGCACUUAAGAGUCGGGGGUUCCUGUCAUAUUGGAUUCUGUCACUUUUCUAGGAUUUCCUUUGAUGACUAAAGAAAUGUAUUUUUUCCCCGUAAAGGGAGGACUUCAUUAUGCACUUGUAUUUUCUAAGAACAAAAGGAGCUAAGUCUAAAGUUUUACAGUUUGUAUGGAAAAAAAAAAGACUAAUUUGUAAUUAGGCACUUGCACAAAUAUUUAUAAAAAUGUCUACAACCCAUAGAACAGAUAUAUAGAAUAAGCAUCUUUUGCUGUAAGUUUAAUAGUAAAAACUAUGAAAUAGCUAUAAAAUGAUCCCAAAGCUUAUUUUUUUCUCCUCCAGUCGUCUUGGAGUUUAGUUUUGUCUUCAUAUCUGCUCUCUUGAUUCUUUUCCUUGAAAUGUAAAAAGUUGUUUUUAAAGAAUGACUGUUUUUGCUUUGUUUUGUCCAGUUCGAUGCUUAUUCAAAAUGUUUACAAGCUGCUUGUCUUGAGUGGCAUAUUGAUGUGGGAGGAGCCUAGAGGAGUUCUGUACAACAGACCAAUAAUAAAACAAAUGUCUAACUGACACCAG
This is a messenger RNA of Xiphophorus maculatus (southern platyfish), 6254 nucleotides long. RefSeq names its product ETS domain-containing protein Elk-4-like (gene elk4). Gene Ontology annotation, molecular function: DNA-binding transcription factor activity, RNA polymerase II-specific; sequence-specific DNA binding. Gene Ontology annotation, cellular component: nucleus. Gene Ontology annotation, biological process: cell differentiation; regulation of transcription by RNA polymerase II. NCBI's taxonomy places the organism in Eukaryota, Metazoa, Chordata, Actinopteri, Cyprinodontiformes, Poeciliidae. The coding region runs from base 239 to 1663 and encodes 474 amino acids. The record is from RefSeq and is a predicted model, not a curated record. The transcript is spliced from 6 exons.